Molecule: messenger RNA, 1439 nt
Organism: Anopheles coluzzii
Lineage: Eukaryota; Metazoa; Arthropoda; Insecta; Diptera; Culicidae
Gene: ND-42
Product: NADH dehydrogenase [ubiquinone] 1 alpha subcomplex subunit 10, mitochondrial
Exons: 3
Coding region: 162-1361 (399 amino acids)
Biological process (GO): mitochondrial electron transport, NADH to ubiquinone
Cellular component (GO): cytoplasm
Source: RefSeq, a predicted model, not a curated record
CUGGCACCGUGUCAAACGCAUCUAAAACAGCACAAACGAAGAAAAUAUUCGACCCAACUCAGGCUGCCAAGUGUUUUUAUCAGCUUGUGCAGCAUUUCCCGGUUCCCUUUUGGUCUUUCACGCAAGCUUUAGUGCUGCUGCUACUGCUGCCCCAUCGAACCAUGUCGGGUGUUUUCCGCAUCGGAGUUCGCCUGGUGAAGGGUACGCCGGGGGCAGGGUCCCCGGCAACGCCGCUCUUCAUCGCGGCGCGCAACAUCUCCGGCAAGACGCUGCGCGGCUCGAAGCUGAGCAAGCCGAAACCGUUCCCGUACUUGGAGAAGCAAUACACCGCCUGGAAUGCGUGCAUGGACGUGCUGCGCAAGAACACGACCAGCCGGUUCGACGAGAACACGAAGGUCGUAGUGGUUGACGGACCGAUCGCGGCAGGAAAGUCCGCCUUCGCCAAGGAGCUGGCCGCGGAGCUGGAGAUGAAAUACUUCCCGGAGGUGACGAUGGACAACUACUACAUCAACCCGUACGGGUACGAUAUGCGCCAGCUCGAUGCCAAGCUGCCCGCCACCAUGCAGAGCUUCGACGUGACGAAAUUCCAUCAAAAUCCGACCCACCGCAACGCGGCCUCCUUCCAGGUGCGCAUGCUGGUGGAGCGCUUCUCGCAGUACGCGGACGCGCUGGCCCAUCUGUUCAGUACGGGCGAGGGUGUGGUGCUGGAUCGCAGCGUCUACUCGGACUUCGUCUUUCUCGAGGCGAUGUUCCGCAACGGGUACGUUUCCAAGGGUGCCCGCUCGGUGUACUACGAUCUGGUGAAGAACACGUUCUGCGACCUGAUGAAGCCCCACCUGGUCAUCUAUCUGGACGUGCCGGUGGACGUGGUGAAGCAGCGCAUCAAGAAGCGGGCCAACCCGGCGGAGGUCAACUCGAAGGCCCUGACCGACCAGUAUCUGAAGGACAUCGAGACGAUCUACAAGCAGCAGUAUCUGAAGGACAUCAGCACACACGCCGAGCUGCUGAUCUACGACUGGUCGGACUACGGCGAGACGGAGGUGGUGGUGGAGGACAUCGAGCGCAUCGAUUUCGACCGGUUCGACAAGGACGAUCCGAAGAUGCGCGACUGGGUGAUGGAGAACGAGGAGGACUGGACCGAGGCCCGCUGCCGGUACAUGAACAAGCCGGACCUGAUGAACUCGCUGAACGUGCCGCGGUUCGACGUGCCCGAGCUGACCGUAUCGCCGGACGACUUCAAGGCGUGGUACGACGUCUGGUACUCGGCCCCGGGCAUGCAGUUCCGCAAGGGCUACAACGAGGAGUGCGGCGACACCGGCAUCCUCACCAAGAUGAAGGCCGACUUCCGCAACACGCUGUAAGAUACUUGCAACAAUACCCGGGCACCAUAAUUUCCUGUGAGAGGAGUCGCAGUGUAAUAAACUAAAUUGUUAACUUAA